AAUCAAGACGAACAAAAUAUAUUAAAUAAUAUUCAAAGCAGUACUCAAAAGAGGGAAAGACCAAGAAUAGUAGAACUAGUAUCAAUGAAACUCAAUAAAGCCAAGGCAGCAAAUACAAAAAAUAUAAAAAGGGAAUCUAUAAAUCUGUGA
Racocetra persica is the source of this 150-nucleotide messenger RNA. NCBI's taxonomy places the organism in Eukaryota, Fungi, Glomeromycota, Glomeromycetes, Diversisporales, Gigasporaceae. The record is from the annotation of a GenBank genome assembly.